Molecule: messenger RNA, 246 nt
Organism: Gamsiella multidivaricata
Lineage: Eukaryota; Fungi; Mortierellomycota; Mortierellomycetes; Mortierellales; Mortierellaceae
Exons: 1
Coding region: 4-231 (75 amino acids)
Source: RefSeq, a predicted model, not a curated record
CUGAUGACAGCGACCUCUGGAGCGACAGUCCCCAUGAUUUACUCUCCCCUCUUCCUACUGCUCCUGUUCUAUUUUCCACAUAGACUGCGAACGCGCUUAGUGCACCUAUGCCUCCAAGCCCUCAGCGCGGACGAGUGCCCGGCCAAUCGGAAAAUUUUCUUAAAAACAAGGAGUGCAAUGGUGUGGUGUCUUGUUCAGGGAGGUAAAAAGACGAUGAUGCAGGGGGUUUGAGGCCUAAAGGAAGAC